Messenger RNA from Annulohypoxylon maeteangense, 2040 nucleotides. Its product is annotated as glycoside hydrolase family 43 protein. Lineage: Eukaryota; Fungi; Ascomycota; Sordariomycetes; Xylariales; Hypoxylaceae. The coding region runs from base 185 to 1954 and encodes 589 amino acids. Gene Ontology annotation, molecular function: hydrolase activity, hydrolyzing O-glycosyl compounds. The transcript has a single exon. Gene Ontology annotation, biological process: carbohydrate metabolic process. The record is from RefSeq and is a predicted model, not a curated record.
AGCAACCUCCACAAUUUGAUGGAGAAUCCUAGAUCUUUUCGGUGUCACCAUCACCGACCAAUGUUGAAGUUGGAUACACCUUGAAAUAUAAAUAUAAUGGAUACCGUGUGUGCCCCGGUUACAUGAGUGGCGAGCCGGCCGAGCCACAUCUCGUUUGAGUCAGGGGAAUAGCCCGCGAUAGACGAUGAAGUUCCCCUUACUAGUGAAUGCCCAACUGGCGUUCAUGGCAUCUAUAGUUUCGUCUACGGCGGUAACGUCAGGUACUGGCAAUUCCACCUACUUCAACCCGGUGUUACCAGGCUGGCACUCUGAUCCGUCAUGCACGCACGUAGAUGGGACCUUCUUCUGCGCGACAUCGACUUUCAUAUCCUUCCCGGGGCUCCCAAUCUACGCAUCUAAAGACUUGAUAGACUGGAAGUUGGUUAGUCAUGUCUGGAAUCGCGAGAGCCAGCUGCCGGGAGUCAGCUGGAAUACGACGGGCCAGCAGCAAGGCAUGUACGCACCAACGCUGCGCCAUCACGAUGGAGAGUUCUACGUUAUCUGCGAGUACCUCGGCAUGCCUGAGGGAAAUAUAGGGGUUGUGUUCAGGACGACAAAUCCUUUCAGUGAUAAGGCGUGGAGUGAUCCGGUAAUAUUCCACCCAGAUAAGAUCGAUCCGGACCUGUUCUGGGACGACGGAAAGCUCUACGUGGCUACCCAGGGUAUCAUCCUCCAACAGCUCGACCUGGAAACCGGUGAGCUUAGUCAACCACCUGUUAGUCUCUGGAAUGGGACAGGAGGCGUCUGGCCAGAGGGCCCUCACCUAUAUAAAAAGGACGAUUGGUACUACCUGAUGAUUGCCGAAGGCGGCACUGAGACCAACCACUCUAUCACCAUUGCUCGGUCUCGGCGGCUUGACGGCCCGUACGAGCCAUACGAGAAUAACCCCAUUUUAACGAACCGCAAUACAGACGAGUACUUCCAGACCGUUGGUCACGGCGACUUAUUCCAAGAUGCCCAAGGUAAUUGGUGGGGAAUGUGUCUAGCAACUCGCUCCGGUCCCGAAUUUUCAAUCUACCCGAUGGGUCGCGAGGCCGUUCUCUUCCCCGUGACAUGGGACUCAGGUUUAUGGCCCAUCCUUCAGCCCGUCCGCGGCAACAUGAGCGGCUGGGCACUUCCCCCUCCCAACCGUGACGUCCCCGGAGACGGUCCGUUUAACUCGUACCCCGAUUCGUAUGACUUCGGCGAAGACACCCCUAUCCCACGCAAUUUAGUGCACUGGCGUGUGCCCCGUCCGGGCGCCUUCUCGGUGACAUCCAAAGGUCUUCAAGUCAUACCGAGCCGGAACAACCUCACGGGCACGCCCCUCUCCACAGCCACCCCCGAGCUUAGCGGACAGCAGGGCCUAUCCUUCAUAGGCCGGCGACAGACAGACACUCUCUUUGCCUUCACCGUCGACGUAUCCUUCACCCCACAACAAGUCGGCCAAGAAGCGGGCAUCACCGUCUUCCUCACACAAGUCAACCACAUCGAUCUAGGCAUCGUGCUGCUCACAAAAACCACAAGUCUAUCUUCAUACUCAGGGCGAGAAGGGGCUCAACCAAAGCCGCAACUCUCGUUCCGCUUCCGCGCUGAAGGAACCGGCACCAUUCCCACGCCUAACAUAGUCGCAGUGCCCGAGGACUGGCUCGACGGGCCUAUAAGGUUAUACAUUGAGACGGCGAAUGCAACACAUUAUGAUCUAUCGGCCAGCACGGCCGGCGACCCAGACUCUCGCAUACACGUCGGCACGGCGUCCGCGGGGCUCGUAAGUGGUGGUGGCGGCUCUUUCGUCGGGAGUCUGGUAGGGGCUUACGCGACUUGUAACGGAGCCGGCAGUGGUGUGGAAUGUCCAGAAGGCGGGAACGUGUAUUUUACCCGUUGGAGAUAUUCUGGGUUGGGUCAAUAUGUUACUGAGACUCAGGUUAUAGUAUAAGUAAAUAAGUCUGUGAAACAGAUUAAUACAAUAAAUGCAAUAUUAAAACACACCGGAACACUUGUCCUUGUCGUACUCGAAUUCGU